AUAGUGAUGAUUACGCCUGACAUUUCCUUAAAAUUCAAAAACUUGGGAGCGGAACAGUGCAAUUAUUGAUUUUUGGCGUGAUUUGGUGGUUGCAUCUUGUGAAUCUGAUCUCCAUAAUAUGAUGAUGAGAUGAGGCACGCAGAUACUAAAAUGUAGGAAAGUAAAUGGGUUCCUUAAUUGGUUCUAAGUACCCAAUUCCAACACCAAAACUGAUCUUGCUGCUGCAGUUUCAAAGUUUCACAAUUGCACCAGGAACAGCAAAAUACACACUCAGAGCCCUUCCUCACAGCUUCUCAGUCUGGAUGUAGCAAGUUUGGUUCCGUGUAUAUUGCUAUUUCUGCUGAACUGAAACUCCUCUAUAUAGUUUUAUUUUCUGACCUUUUCACUGUGUCUCUCCUGGUGGUGAGAGGCAGACAUGCACAUUGGAGUGAUGGUGAUGAUGACUCAAACAUUGAAAACGAUUAUGUCAUCCUACCAUGACUAUGACAAGAAUUCCUGUGUCUGUCCUUUGCCUAUUGGUCGACCUCGAAGCCGUCAAGGGCGCCAAAGCCGCCUAGGUACUUUGGCUGUUGCCAUAGCAGCACUUCUCAUAUCUACCACUGCUUGGCUUUCCCUUGUCUUCUCUGAUGCAACGACCUGUUGCUUUCAUCACUUAAAAGAUUGGGAAGGUGGUCCCUACUUUUUUGAUUGGAAGAAGUGCAUUCCUCACCACCUUGCGAAAGUAACACCCCCAUCGGCUCUUCAAUUAAGGACUGUGGAAGAUCAUCUUCAUAAUGGUAGCAGUAAUAUUGAACAGGAAGGCUUGUCUGUUAAACAUAUUGUUUUUGGCAUAGCAGGAUCAUCUCAGCUUUGGAAACGGAGGAAGGAAUAUGUCAGACUAUGGUGGCGUCCCAAUGACAUGCGUGGCCAUGUGUGGUUAGAGGAGCAAGUGCUUGAAGAAAGUGGAGAUGAUUUAUUGCCCCCUAUCAUGAUUUCUGAAGACAUCUCAUAUUUUCGCUACACUAAUCCCAUUGGUCACCCUUCUGGCCUCCGGAUAUCUCGCAUUGUCAGAGAGAGCUUUCGCCUUGGCCUUUCUGAUGUUCGCUGGUUUGUCCUCUGUGAUGAUGAUACCAUCUUCAAUGUGAAUAACCUAGUUGAUGUCCUCAGCAAGUAUAAUUCUUCUGAAAUGAUUUACAUAGGUAGCCCCUCAGAGAGUCAUUCAGCUAAUACCUAUUUUAGUCACUCAAUGGCCUUCGGUGGUGGUGGGAUUGCAGUAAGUCAUCCACUUGCAAAGGCUCUCUCUGAGACUCUUGACGAAUGCAUUGAGAGGUAUCCCAAGCUUUAUGGUAGUGAUGAUCGACUGCAUGCCUGCAUCACUGAACUUGGGAUUCCACUGACCUGGGAGCAUGGUUUUCACCAGUGGGACAUAAGAGGUGAUGCUCAUGGUCUUCUAUCCUCUCACCCAAUAGCACCAUUUGUGUCAAUUCACCAUAUUGAAGCUGUUAAUCCCUUUUAUCCUGGCUUGAGCUCUUUGGAAAGCCUGAAACUUUUUACAAAGGCCAUGAGAGCUGAUCCCAAAAGCUUUUUGCAGCGUUCAAUAUGUUAUGACCGUGCACGGCAUCUAACAUUUUCAGUUUCACUUGGCUACGUUGUUCAAGUCCUGCCUAACAUUGUUUUUCCCCGUGAACUGGAGCGCUCUGAAAGAACCUACUCUGCUUGGAAUGGUAUUAAUCAAAGGAAUGAAUUUGAUUUUGAUGCUCGGGACCCAUACAAAUCUGUUUGUAAAAGGCCCAUUCUAUUCUUCUUGAAAGAUACUAGAAGAGAGGGUAAUGCUUCUUGGGGUUCAUAUGUUCGAAGUAGAGAUAAAGAUGAUCUCAAAAAGAGAAUUUUCUGCUUUCCUCACUUCCCCCCCCUGCGCAAUGUACAAGAGAUCCAGGUAGCAGUGCAACCUUUGAGCAAGAAUUGGCAUCUGGUUCCACGUCGUCUCUGUUGCAGGCAAAACCAAUCUGGCAAAGAAAUCCUACAAAUCUCAGUUGGAGAGUGUGGGAAGGGAGCUUUUAGCUCUGUUUACUGAUAUGUUGGUAGGUUUGCAUGUUAGGAUUACCCUGUUAUGGUCUGUACAUGAUUUGGCCUUUGAGUGAAGAGCUAGUUCCAUGCGGCAUUUUUUUACCUUGACUUUAGCUUUCUUGAACUUCUAUUUCUAUGUUGUAUACACGUAGACACUUGAACUUGCAGAUGGUAGCGAAAAGGUUCCCAACACCAAAAGCAACUGCAUGCAAUUUUUUUCCCUAUGUGAUAUCUCCCUAUUUCCCCCUUCAUAACAUAGAAGUUUCUUU
Abrus precatorius (Indian licorice) is the source of this 2315-nucleotide messenger RNA. RefSeq lists its product as uncharacterized. The transcript is spliced from 4 exons. The coding region runs from base 416 to 2053 and encodes 545 amino acids. The record is from RefSeq and is a predicted model, not a curated record. Gene Ontology annotation, molecular function: acetylglucosaminyltransferase activity. NCBI's taxonomy places the organism in Eukaryota, Viridiplantae, Streptophyta, Magnoliopsida, Fabales, Fabaceae.